This is a messenger RNA of Rhizoctonia solani, 717 nucleotides long. RefSeq lists its product as uncharacterized. The transcript is spliced from 3 exons. The record is from RefSeq and is a predicted model, not a curated record. NCBI's taxonomy places the organism in Eukaryota, Fungi, Basidiomycota, Agaricomycetes, Cantharellales, Ceratobasidiaceae. The coding region runs from base 1 to 717 and encodes 238 amino acids.
AUGUCCGAACCAACCGUCACAUCCACCUCUUCGACGCACACCGCCCCCGUCUCGACCCACAACCAAACCCAAACCCAAACCCAGACUCAAACCUACAACCAAAACCAAAAUGAGAACCAGGACCAGACAAAACCGCACCCGCACAGCGUAGCGCACGAAGAAAUCCCGCCCGAGUCGCGUCCCGUCGGGUCUGAGGAACACGGCACGACCGGGCCAAACGAUCCUCCUCCGGGCGCCGCAGAGGGCGAGAUGUAUCCUCCCCAGAAGCAUGCGGGCAAGGUUGGGUACGGGCCUCAUUAUGCCGAAGUGCAUGGAAAGGAGACUGGUCUUGGGGCCAAGUUGACGGGGAUGAAAGAGCAACUUAAGGGACGACGCAAAGAACCCAUUCCAGCACCCAGAAGAAGCAGAAGCAGAAGGAAGACCAAGGAGCCUGUCAACCCAAGUACUGCAGGAGCAGGAGACGCAGACCUCGCACGAGGGGCCGAGCUCAAGCCCGGUGCGAACAAGACGGAUACCCAGGGCGGACCGGUUGAGGAGAAGAUCCCAAGCUCGGCUGUUACCCCCUCGGCCGAGGUCGAGAACGACUCGACUUUCCCGCGCACGCAUGAUACGACCAAGGCUGCUUCUCAUGACCCUGCCGCGAACAAGUCUCACGAUGCGACUGGUAGGACCGGGGCGGGCCUCACGACUGGACAAGACGAGACGAUUCAUCAUUAA